AUGGUAGUGAUUGUCCAAUUAAUGAACAAAUCCGAGGACACUCGAAGAGUUCCAUGUCAACCUGUUACUUCAAUUGUUCCAAGUGAUACUCUUGACUUAGUUUUAAAAACUGAUGAUCAGACAUUAGUUUUACCUCAUCUGUUGCCUAGUUCAAGUACUUGUACAGAAAUUGAACCUGUUACUUCAAUUGUUCCAAGUGAUACUCUUGACUUAGUUUUAAAAACUGAUGAUCAGACAUUAGUUUUACCUUAUCUGGUACCAAGUUCAAGUAGCUGUACAGCAAUUGAAAAGUCUGAUUUGUUGACAGAUAACAUUGCUGAUCAUGAGGAAUAUUACAAAGAUCCAUUUAAGUGGCCAAAAAAUUUGAAUAGUAAAUUUAUAAGUUUCUGUCUCGAUAAAGGACCGGCUUUUUUCCAAAAUAUGGAUAGAAAUUUUAGGCAAUCAGCACGUAUUAUAUCAGGAACUGAUCACACAAGAUAUAUUUCUUCUGCAGUUUUCUAUAGAAAGUUAUCCAAUGGAGAGAAAUGUAAUAGAAAAUGGUUGCUAUAUUCUCCAAGUAAAGGUUCCGUAUUUUGUUUUGUAUGUAAAUUAUUUGGUUCACUUCGAGAUAAUCCUUUUGUAAACAUUGGUUUUGAUAAAUGGAAAAAAAGUUAUAGAAUUAGUGAACAUGAAAAUAGUAUUGCACAUCGAGAAGCUACAACAAAAUGGUUGAUACGGACAGAUACAACUAGAUCAGUUAAUACAGAAUUGUGUCGACAAAUAUCAGUUGAAACUGAAUACUGGGUUAAUGUUUUAAAAAGAAUGGUAUCUGUUGUUAAAUUUAUAGCUGCUAGAGGUUUACCGUAUCGAGGGGAUUCUGAAAUAAUUGGAAACAAUAAUAAUGGCAAUUAUCUUGGCAUAUUGGAAUUGAUUUCAGAAUAUGAUCCAUUUUUGAAAAAUCAUUUGGAAAAGUUUGGAAAUAAAGGAAAAGGGCACCCAUCAUAUAUUUCAAAAACUAUUUUCAAUGAAAUUAUACUUUUACUAAAAACUGAUGUUAUUUGCUAUAUUACUAAUGAGAUAAAAAUAUCUAAAUACUAUUCUAUUAUAAUGGAUUCUACUCCAGAUUUAUCAAAAGUGGAUCAAAUGGCUAUUGUUAUUAGAUAUUGUACAAAGUCAGAUGUACAAGAAAGAUUACUGAAAUUGGAACCUAUUGAAAGUCAUACAGGUCAAUCAAUUUAUGAUGUUUUAGAAAAAUUUCUUUUAAAUGUUGGAUUGAAUAUUGAAGAUUGUAGAGGACAAUCUUAUGAUAAUGCGUCCAAUAUGAGUGGCAAGUUUAAAGGAUUGCAGGCACAUGUCAAAUGUAAAAAUGAUCUUGCUGUAUAUAUACCAUGCACAGCACAUUCAUUGAAUUUAGUUGGUGUUCACAGUGUCGAUUGUUGUGUCGAGGCAGUGAACUUUUUUGGCUUUUUACAAACAUUAUAUAAUUUUUUCAGCAGUUCUACGCAUAGAUGGAAAAUACUUACAGAUAAUUUGGAUAUAAAUGAUAAACACCGGUUAAUUACACUUAAAUCGUUGAGUGGUACUAGGUGGUCGUGUCAUUCUGAAGCUUGUAAAGCAUUAAUUGGUAAUUAUGAAAAAAUCCUUGAAGCUCUACAAAAACUGUGUGAAAAUGUCAAUGAAAAUGGUGAAACAAAAAGAGAAGCUACAAUAUUAUGGAAAAAAAUGUUAAAAAGAGAGAUUGCUUAUCUUACAUUAUUAUGGAGUGAUAUAUUGGAGAGAAGCAAUAAAACUUCAAUUGAAUUGCAAAACAAACACUGUGAUGCAUUAAAAGCCGUCAACUUGCUAAAAUCAUUAAGGCAUUAUGUGUCAAGUUUAAGAGACUCUAAUUCAGAUAGUGCAGUCCAAGAGAGCAUAAAGAAUUGUAUUUUCACAUAUAAAAAUGAUGUUGACGCUUCACUUGAAAAUGAAAUUAUUCAAUUUCAAAAUUUUUUAAGUUUAAGUAAUGUAUCAUUUAAUGAAAGUGAUACUUUUAAGUUAUUAAAAUGGUUUUAUGAUAAAUCAUUGCAGGAUGUAUUCCCAAACAUUUUAAUUGCUCUUAGAUUAUAUUUAACUAUCCCAGUGGCCAAUUGUUCGGCCGAAAGAGCAUUUUCCAAACUAACAAGAAUAAAAAAUAAAUAUAGAACAAGCCAGACUCAAGACAAUUUAACAUCUUUAAUGAUAUUACAUUCAGAAAAUGAUAUUUUGCAAUUAAUAGAUUUUAAUGAAACAUUACAACAAUUUGCAAAAGAGAAAGCAAGAAAAAAAUUAAAGUUAUAA
This is a messenger RNA of Myzus persicae (green peach aphid), 2295 nucleotides long. RefSeq names its product zinc finger MYM-type protein 1-like. The record is from RefSeq and is a predicted model, not a curated record. Lineage: Eukaryota; Metazoa; Arthropoda; Insecta; Hemiptera; Aphididae. Bases 1 to 2295 code for a protein of 764 amino acids. Gene Ontology annotation, molecular function: protein dimerization activity. The transcript is spliced from 5 exons.